AUGCACGGAAGUGAUAUGUCUGGUGUAGAUGAUAUACCUGACACUAAUGAUCAUGGUAUACCUAAUAAUAUAAAUAAUAAUUACAAUAACAAUAAUAAUAACAACAACAACAACAACAAUAAUAAUAUUCCACAAUUUAGAGACGAUAAUUCAUUAGUUAGUAGUGAAAACCAAUUCGAAGCUCAUAUUACUAAACCUUUUACAGUUAAAAAUAAAAAUAAUCAAAAUAAUGGAAAUUUGGUAGAAAUUAGUACUUUAUCAAAUACUCCUUCAUUUACUGAUAUUACACCAUCUUCAGUCAACAGUAAUAAUAACACUAAUAAUAAAAAAAUGGAAAAUAUUCAAUAUGAUGAAGUUAAAAUAAAUUCUCACGAUGAUGAUGAGUACGAAGGGAAAGAUACAAAUGAUCGUAUUGACAACGAUAGAAUCAUUAUCAAACCAGUGAAUGACGAAGAUGAUACUUCUGUUAUCAUUACAUUCAAUCAAAAAAUGUCUCCAUUUAUUAUUAUCUUGACAUUUGUUGCAUCUUUAUCUGGUUUCUUAUUCGGUUAUGAUACUGGUUAUAUUUCAUCUGCUUUAGUCUCUAUCAAUAAAGACUUAGAUAAUAAAAUACUAACAUAUGGUGAUAAAGAAAUUAUUACUGCUGCUACUUCAUUAGGUGCUUUGAUAUCAAGUAUCUUUGCGGGUACUGCAGCUGAUAUAUUUGGUAGAAAACCUUGCAUUAUGUUCUCAAACGUUAUGUUUGUCAUUGGUACAAUUAUUCAAAUAUCGGCGCAUACAUUUUGGCAAAUGGCUGCAGGUAGAUUGGUUAUGGGGUUCGGUGUUGGUAUCGGUUCUUUAAUUUCUCCUUUAUUUAUCAGUGAAAUUGCUCCAAAGAUGGUUAGAGGUAGAUUGACCGUGAUUAACUCCUUAUGGUUGACAGGUGGUCAAUUGAUUGCUUAUGGUUGUGGUGCAGGGUUGAAUCAUGUACAUAACGGUUGGAGAAUCCUUGUGGGUUUAUCUUUGAUUCCAACUUGUUUACAAUUUGUAUUUUUCCUAUUCUUACCAGAUACUCCAAGAUAUUACGUUAUGAAAGGUAGAUAUGAAGAAGCUAAAGGAGUGCUACGUAAAAGUUAUAUUGAUACAACAGAUGAAAUUAUUGAACAAAAGAUUCAUGAAUUAAGAGAAUUGAAUAAAUCGAUUCCAGGUAAAAAUAAAGCUGUGCAAGUAUUGAAUACUAUCAAAGAAUUACACACUGUUCCAUCGAAUCUAAGAGCUUUAAUCAUUGCUUGUGGGUUACAAGCUAUUCAACAAUUCACUGGUUGGAAUUCGUUAAUGUAUUUCUCUGGUACCAUUUUUGAAACUGUGGGUUUCAGUAACUCGAGUGCCGUUUCGAUCAUUGUCUCAGGUACUAAUUUCAUCUUCACUUUAAUUGCAUUCUUUGCAAUCGAUAAGAUUGGUCGUCGUGUGAUUCUAUUGAUUGGUUUACCAGGCAUGACUGUUGCAUUGGCCAUUUGUGCUAUUGCUUUCCAUUUCAUCGGUAUCAAAUUCGAUGGUAAUGAUGCAGUGGUGUCCAAUGGUGGGUUUUCAUCAUGGGGUAUUGUUAUUAUUAUCUUCAUCAUUGUAUUUGCAGCAUUCUAUGCCCUAGGUAUUGGUACUGUUCCAUGGCAACAAUCUGAACUAUUCCCUCAAAACGUUAGAGGUAUUGGUACCUCGUAUGCAACUGCUACAAACUGGGCUGGUUCUCUUGUUAUUGCAUCUACAUUUUUAACUAUGUUACAAAAUAUUACACCAACAGGUACAUUUGCAUUCUUUGCCGCUUUAUCAUUCCUAUCGGCAAUUUUCUGUUAUUUCUGUUAUCCUGAAUUAUCAGGUCUAGAAUUAGAAGAAGUUCAAACUAUAUUGACUGAUGGGUUUAAUAUCAAGGCUUCAAAGGCUCUUGCUAAGAAGAGAAAGAGACAAGCAAGAAUGGUUCAAGAACAUUUGAAAUAUGAACCGACUCAAGAAAUCAUCGAGGAAUAG
Messenger RNA from Maudiozyma barnettii, 2001 nucleotides. It is a transcript of the gene ITR2, whose product is annotated as myo-inositol transporter ITR2. Bases 1 to 2001 code for a protein of 666 amino acids. The transcript has a single exon. The record is from RefSeq and is a predicted model, not a curated record. Lineage: Eukaryota; Fungi; Ascomycota; Saccharomycetes; Saccharomycetales; Saccharomycetaceae. Gene Ontology annotation, molecular function: myo-inositol:proton symporter activity. Gene Ontology annotation, biological process: transmembrane transport. Gene Ontology annotation, cellular component: membrane.